Molecule: messenger RNA, 540 nt
Organism: Struthio camelus australis
Lineage: Eukaryota; Metazoa; Chordata; Aves; Struthioniformes; Struthionidae
Source: RefSeq, a predicted model, not a curated record
CAAUUUGUUGCUAGGAAAAAUAUUGUCACUAGUAAUGUAUAUGCUCCUUGUACCGUACCAGUACUGCUGACAGUCAGGAAGAAGCAGGUUGCCCAUCUAAAGAAAUUGGGUUGAACAAGAGCAGUUCUUAUAACAGGGUGCACUUUCAUCUCUAUAAUGAAGAAAAGCAGAAGUGUCAUGACAGUAACUGCAGAUGAGCAUGCACUGGAUUACCUGGAGUGUGGCCUGAGCAAGUCCUACAGUACUUCUAGCCAUGCUCUGGGCAUAGACCUCUGGAGAGGAAGAAGGUGUUGCUCUGGUAAUUUGCAGUUACCACCACUAUCCCAAAGACAAACAGAAAAAGCAAGGACGCCGGACAGAGACAUCAUCUCUAGACCAACGACUCUGCCUUUGUUGACACCUCCAAGUAUUGCAAUCACUGCUUACCAAGACUGGGUGAAACAGAUUGCCCUGUUGGCUGUUCAGCAUGCGAGCAAUUCAGUCAUCUCUCUUUCUGCCUGGAGUAACAUCUUUAAGGUUUUAGUACGCCCUUGCUCCUAG